This is a messenger RNA of Vitis riparia (riverbank grape), 1191 nucleotides long. RefSeq names its product transcription factor MYB1-like. The transcript has 3 exons. The record is from RefSeq and is a predicted model, not a curated record. Lineage: Eukaryota; Viridiplantae; Streptophyta; Magnoliopsida; Vitales; Vitaceae. Bases 109 to 963 code for a protein of 284 amino acids.
GUGGGUUUCUCCCAGCCUUAUAUAUGGGAUCUAUAAAUGGGGUUCCAAUCGUCCAUACACAGCUUGGUUCAGAGAGAGAGAGAGAGAGACUUUUUGUAGAGAAUAUAAAUGGGAAGAAGACCUUGCUGUGCCAAAGAGGGACUCAACAGAGGAUCAUGGUCUGCUUGGGAAGAUAAGAUCCUCUGCAACUAUGUUGAAGUCCAUGGAGAAGGGAAAUGGAGAGACCUUCCUCAAAGAGCUGGUUUGAAAAGAUGUGGGAAGAGUUGCAGACUGAGAUGGUUGAAUUAUCUGAGGCCAGACAUUAAGAGAGGCAACAUCUCUUCGGAAGAAGAAGAACUCAUUAUCAGACUGCAUAAGCUCCUUGGCAACAGGUGGUCAUUGAUCGCCGGUAGGUUGCCGGGGCGUACGGACAAUGAAAUCAAGAACUACUGGAACACAAAUUUGAGCAAGAGAUUGCAAGCAUCCAAGGGUCAAAAUUCACCUAACAAAAAGGUCGAAAAUCCGAAAAACCAGACUUCAGGAACUGGGAAAUCAUCAGCGGAACCUCACACAGUCAUCCGAACAAGAGCAGUGCGAUGCUCCAAGGUUAUAAUCCCUCGAGUCCAGGCCGAUUUCGACGAAAACCCGUCUCCUAAAAUGGCAGUUCCCACAUCGGAGCCCUCAAGUUCAGCACUGGAACAGGGCGAAACCGCCAAUUUUUUCAUGGGCUUCGACAUUGGCGACCUCCUUACCUCUGAUGCUCUCAACUCAUUUCUAGACCAAGAUGAAGAGAUGGGUGAAAAUAACAGUAAUGGGGUGAGCGACCUCUUUCCUCCUUGUUCCGAUUUUCUCGCCCCGGAGAUUGAGAAUCAAGAAGGAGUGAGUGGUCUUCUUCAACCCAGUGAAGCUUUGGAGCUCAAGAUACUGGCAUCUUUUCUGAAUUCUGAAGAUGAAUGGAUUACUGAAAAUAAUCAAGUUCCAUAGCUUCUUCAUGCAUGUAUGCACGCAUGAACACUAAUUCUAUGUGUCUUUGCAGGGCACAGAAUUGGAAUAAGACACCAUUGUGGCUGAUUGGAUCCUUCAAUUAUAUAAUCCAUCUUGUUUGUAUUUAAGGUUUUUUUCUUUUUAUCUUUCUUCCUCAGUUAGAUUUUCCUGUGUGUUAGUACCUUUCAUUUGCACCUUUUUUAAGCCCAAUCUACCAAGUUUUUUGUA